CCGCGGGGCCGCCACACUCGCCCCCCGCCCCCCCCCGCGCUCACUCGCACUCACACCCGGGCGCAGGAGGCGGGCGGCCCGGGCCCCACCGGCCCCCCAUGGACGCCCCCGGCACGGGGCGCUGAGACCCCCGCGUCGCUGCCCAGCCCGGUCCAGCGCGCCACGCCGAGGGACCUCCGGACAGGACAAGAUUCCGAAGCUACUCCCCCAGCCCAGGACCCCCCCACAGACCCGGCUUCCCCCCCAACCCCACUGCCUGCCACUCCCUGGCCCCUCUCACCGCCCGCCCCCCUUGGGGCGCAGGGCAUGGUGUGAAAGGCCAAGUGCUGAGGCGGGCACCAUGGGUGCUGGGCCCUAGGGCCUGGGUGGCGGGGGGUGGGUGGCCUGUGGGCGUGCCGGGGGGGCCAGUGUGCCCACCCCAGUCUCUUGGCGUGCUGGAGGGCAUCCUGGAUGGAAUUAAAGUGAAUGGAACAGAAGCCAAGCAAGGUGGAGUGUGGGUCAGACCCAGAGGAGAACAGUGCCAGGUCACCAGAUGGAAAGCGAAAAAGAAAGAACGGCCAAUGUUCCCUGAAAACCAGCAUGUCAGGGUAUAUCCCUAGUUACCUGGACAAAGACGAGCAGUGUGUCGUGUGUGGGGACAAGGCAACCGGUUAUCACUACCGCUGCAUCACUUGUGAGGGCUGCAAGGGCUUCUUUCGCCGCACAAUCCAGAAGAACCUCCACCCCACCUACUCGUGCAAAUAUGACAGCUGUUGUGUCAUUGACAAGAUCACCCGCAAUCAGUGCCAGCUGUGCCGCUUCAAGAAGUGCAUCGCUGUGGGCAUGGCCAUGGACUUGGUUCUAGAUGAUUCGAAGCGGGUGGCCAAACGCAAGCUGAUUGAGCAAAACCGGGAGCGGCGGCGGAAGGAGGAGAUGAUCCGAUCACUGCAGCAGCGACCAGAGCCCACUCCCGAAGAGUGGGACCUGAUCCACGUUGCCACGGAGGCCCAUCGCAGCACAAAUGCCCAGGGCAGCCAUUGGAAACAGAGGCGGAAAUUCCUGCCUGAUGACAUUGGCCAGUCACCCAUCGUCUCCAUGCCGGACGGAGACAAGGUGGACCUUGAGGCCUUCAGCGAGUUUACCAAGAUCAUCACCCCGGCCAUCACCCGCGUGGUGGACUUUGCCAAAAAACUGCCCAUGUUCUCUGAGCUGCCUUGCGAAGACCAGAUCAUCCUCCUGAAGGGGUGCUGCAUGGAGAUCAUGUCCCUACGGGCGGCUGUCCGCUAUGACCCCGAGAGCGACACCCUGACACUGAGCGGGGAGAUGGCUGUCAAGCGGGAGCAGCUCAAGAAUGGCGGCCUGGGUGUCGUCUCCGAUGCCAUCUUUGAACUGGGCAAGUCACUCUCUGCCUUUAACUUGGAUGACACGGAAGUGGCUCUGCUGCAGGCUGUGCUGCUAAUGUCAACAGCCUCUCUGCCUCUGCCCCCCUCCGCCCACUCACCCGCCUGCCCCUACUUCCCCGCAGAUCGCUCGGGCCUGCUGUGUGUGGACAAGAUCGAGAAGAGUCAGGAGGCGUACCUGCUGGCGUUCGAGCAUUACGUCAACCACCGCAAACACAACAUUCCGCACUUCUGGCCCAAGCUGCUGAUGAAGGUGACUGACCUCCGCAUGAUCGGGGCCUGCCACGCCAGCCGCUUCCUCCACAUGAAAGUCGAGUGCCCCACCGAACUCUUCCCCCCACUCUUCCUCGAGGUCUUUGAGGAUCAGGAAGUCUAAAGCCUCAGGCGGCCAGAGGGUGUGCGGAGCUGGUGGGGAGGAGCCUGGAGAGAAGGGGCAGAUCUGGGGGCUGAGGGAGACCCCCACACCUCUUCUCUCCUCCCUCUCAUCCUCGGAUAGAUUCAGCUCCCCACACACCCCCUCCCCCCCGCAUUGCCCCGUCCCUCCUCAGAACCUCCAGCCCUGGGGCAGGGCAAACAAAUGAACUUGCUAUGAAAAGGACAGU
Messenger RNA from Kogia breviceps (pygmy sperm whale), 1981 nucleotides. NCBI's taxonomy places the organism in Eukaryota, Metazoa, Chordata, Mammalia, Artiodactyla, Physeteridae. The record is from RefSeq and is a predicted model, not a curated record.